Molecule: messenger RNA, 1884 nt
Organism: Venustampulla echinocandica
Lineage: Eukaryota; Fungi; Ascomycota; Leotiomycetes; Helotiales; Pleuroascaceae
Product: Mitochondrial Rho GTPase
Exons: 2
Coding region: 1-1884 (627 amino acids)
Biological process (GO): small GTPase-mediated signal transduction; mitochondrion organization; regulation of mitochondrion organization
Cellular component (GO): mitochondrial outer membrane
Molecular function (GO): GTP binding; calcium ion binding; GTPase activity
Source: RefSeq, a predicted model, not a curated record
AUGGCUACAGUCCGUAUAUGCGUCUGCGGAGAUGAGGGCACCGGAAAAUCCAGCUUGAUCACUUCGCUGGUAAAGGACGUCUUCGUAACCAACAAAAUCCAAUCAGUCCUGCCUCAAAUCACUAUACCACCGAGCAUUGGGACCCCAGAAAAUGUCACGACCACGAUUGUCGAUACCUCUGCCCUCCCCCAGGAGCGGAAUACCUUGCGGAAGGAGUUACGGAAGUCGAAUGUCAUACUACUGGUAUACUCGGACCACUACAGUUAUGAGCGGGUUGCAUUGUUCUGGAUGCCCUACUUCCGCUCCCUUGGAGUCAACGUACCCGUUGUGUUAUGCGCGAAUAAGUCGGAUUUGACUACGACGGGGAACACGACGCAGGUGAUGGAGGAUGAGAUGAUGCCCGUCAUGGCGGAAUUUAAGGAGAUAGAUUCCUGCAUUCGGACGAGCGCCCGGGAACAUCACAAUGUUAACGAGGUUUUCUUCCUCUGCCAGAAGGCGGUUACACAUCCAAUCGCUCCUCUUUUUGAUUCUAAGGAAGGGAAUCUAAAGCCGGCAGCUGUAGCUGCUUUGAAACGCAUAUUCUACCUCUCAGACAAGGACCAGGACGGAUAUUUGAAUGAUCAAGAGAUGCAUGCAUUUCAAGAAAAAUGCUUCGAGAAACAAUUAUCCGACGAGGAUCUCGAAAACAUCAAGCUUUCAAUAAGUAAAGCUUUCCCAAUGUCAGAUCUGGAAAGAGGUAUUGACCAGAACGGCUUCAUUCAUCUCAAUAAGAUGUUUGCGGAGAAGGGCAGGCAUGAGACCAUCUGGAUCAUUCUGCGGACACAUCAUUACACGGAUAGUCUGAGCUUGAAAGAUAGCUUCCUCCAUCCUAAGUUCGAGAUUCCAGAAUUUGCCUCUGCUGAACUCAGCCCUGCUGGGUACAGGUUCUUUGUCGACCUCUUCUUGCUGUUUGACAAAGAUAACGAUGGAGGUCUAAACGACUCGGAACUUGAUGCUCUUUUUGCGCCUACUCCCAGUCUACCACCUUUCUGGGUAGAAACCUCAUUCCCUUCCUCCACAGUUCAUAAUGAAGCUGGAUAUAUUACCCUGCAAGGUUGGCUUGCGCAGUGGUCAAUGACUACCUUUGUCUCACCGACCACUACUCUAGCCUAUCUGGCUUAUCUUGGCUUUGAGCCUUCAAGCCCCCGAGCAUCGACGACAUCGGCUCUUAAAACCACCAAGCCUCGCAAACGGCGACGGCGCCUUGGCCGUGUAGAGCGGAACGUAGUUCUCUGCUAUGUUUUGGGAGCUCCAUCCUCCGGGAAAUCAUCUCUUCUAGACGCAUUCCUCAACCGACCUUUUGACUCACUCUAUCGUCCAACAAUUAAGCCUCGCACUGCUGUAAAUAGUGUUGAACUACAAGGCGGCAAGCAAUGCUACUUAAUCUUGGAGGAGCUUGGUGAACUCGAGCCCGCCAUUCUUGAGAAUCGCGCAAAACUAGAUGCAUGCGAUUUAAUAUGCUACACUUACGACUCCUCCGAUCCCGACUCCUUUUCCCACAUUGUGUCGUUACGAGAGAAGUAUCCUCACCUCGAUGAUCUCCCAGCUAUAUAUACCGCCUUGAAAGCGGAUCAGGAUAAGACGACGCAGAGGUCAGAAAUGCAACCGGAUCAGUACACCAUGAGUCUAAAUAUGAAUGCACCACUACAUGUUAGUGUUACAUGGAACAGCAUCAGCGAGCUUUUCGUGGCGCUAGCAGAGGCGGCCACCAACCCAAGCCUGGCAUUCCCAAAGAGCGAGGAAGAAGCUCCAGAUCGGACGGGGAUGUAUAUUGCCCUCGGGGCGACAGUGUGUGCAGCGGUUGCUGCGUUGAUGAUAUAUAAGAGAACGGCGAAUGCGGGGUGA